Molecule: messenger RNA, 576 nt
Organism: Quercus lobata
Lineage: Eukaryota; Viridiplantae; Streptophyta; Magnoliopsida; Fagales; Fagaceae
Exons: 2
Coding region: 1-576 (191 amino acids)
Molecular function (GO): RNA-DNA hybrid ribonuclease activity; nucleic acid binding
Source: RefSeq, a predicted model, not a curated record
AUGGCUCAUGAUUCUAUGGAUUUUAGUCCCAUCUCCCUCGAUGUAUUCCAGACUCUAUCUUUUGCCAAGGCCUUGGUGCUAUUUCGAGUGUGCAAGUACCUGUGGCUUACUGGUGACUUUUUCAGCAUCAUCAGUGAUCAUAAUGAGAAGUGCAUCAAGGGCUAUAUGAGACACAUUGGCAUAGCAACUAGUAUCAUUGCAGAGUUUUGGACUCUAAGGGAUGGAUUGGUGCUAGCUUCCCAGCUUGGCAUUACCCAACUUCUUGUGGAAUUGGAUGCAAAAGUUAUUGUUGACCAGGCUCUCUCUAAGAAGCCUUCUAACAAUUCAUAUUCAUCAUUGCUUAAUGACUGCAGGUACCUCCUAGGACAGUUCCACCGAAUCAAGAUCAGCCACAUGUUUCGGGAGGCGAAUAGGUGUGUUGAUUACCUUACUGAAGGAGACUACUCCCUUCCAAGGAACUUAGUUGUUUUAGAUUCUCCUCCUACUAAUGAUUUAUUUGUAAUUUUGAAUUCAAAUGCUACUGGCAUGUACUCCUUAAGGCCUUCAGCCACUACUUCGCCUUUUAUGGUUAGUUAA